AUGUCUAUUAUCGAAAAAUAUAAAAGGAAUUGGAGCGAGCAAACAAGAAAAAAAAAAGUCGAAAAGGUUAUACUUGAAGAAAAGAAAAACAAAGCCGGAAGACUAAUAUUAAUACUACCAAGUGAACAAUUACCUAAUAAAUCUUAUUAUUGCAUAAUUGAAAAAGUCCAUUUUCAAGUAAUACCGGGUUAUACAAUUUAUGUCGAUCAUCGAAUUAGAUGGCUACAACUUGGAAUCAAUAUGACCGAUCAACAACAACCCGAACUCUACUUUUUAUUUGUUUAA
This is a messenger RNA of Entrophospora sp. SA101, 285 nucleotides long. The record is from the annotation of a GenBank genome assembly. NCBI's taxonomy places the organism in Eukaryota, Fungi, Glomeromycota, Glomeromycetes, Entrophosporales, Entrophosporaceae.